AUGAAACUCACCAUCUGCCUCCUCCCUCUCACCCUCCUCGUAACUGCACCUGGCGCCGUCGUGGCCCAAGUCUGCGAAUGGUACCUCAACCCCGACGAUUGCAUCUGCAUGCUCUCCACCGACGGAUCUCUUUUGCGCAGCCAAACCGCCUUUUGCUGCAAGAAAUUGGGGUACAAGACGAUGAAUAGUGGCAGUUCCCCGAUUCAUCAUCCCCAUCUCAAGUCCUUAACAUAG
Neurospora crassa OR74A is the source of this 234-nucleotide messenger RNA. RefSeq lists its product as hypothetical. The record is from RefSeq and is a predicted model, not a curated record. Bases 1 to 234 code for a protein of 77 amino acids. NCBI's taxonomy places the organism in Eukaryota, Fungi, Ascomycota, Sordariomycetes, Sordariales, Sordariaceae. The transcript is spliced from 2 exons.